GAUGGUUUCACAUAGCGAGUAUGAAUUAUCUAAUUCAGACUAUGCAAUCCGCAUUGAUUUAAUGACCAAAGUGUUUAGCAUAGAUGUUGUUGAACGCUAUUUUGAAGGUUUACCUCCAAAUGCCAAAACAACAGAAUCCUACACUGCUCUUCUCCAUUCAUAUGUUGCAUCAAAACAAACCACAAAAGCAGAAGAACUCUGUGAAAAGAUGAAAGAAUCCGGCCUAAAACUAACUCCCAUAACAUAAAACGAACUAAUGACACUAUACAUGUCAGUAGGGGAGGUCGAAAAGGUAUUUUCCAUCAUCAAAGAACUCAAAACCCAGAACGUGUCACCUGAUAUAUACACAUACAAUCUCUGGAUAAGUUCAUGUGCUUCCUGUUUAAAGAUUGAUGAAGUUAGAAACAUUCUUGAUGAAAUGAGUAGCUCCCAUGAGGAUGGAAAGAGUGAGAUUUGGGAAAGAUAUGUGAAUCUUGUGAAGAUUUAUCUUUCAACUGGGCAUCUUGUGAAUUCAGAUUCUAACUCUGUGGUGGAAAGUGAGAAGGGGAAUAAGAUUAUUACAAAAAGGGAAUGGAUAACGUAUGAUUUUCUUAUUUUGUUGCAUUGUGCUUUGGGGAAUAAGGAUACACUUGAUCAAAUAUGGAGGUCUUUGAGAAUGACAAAUCAGAAAAUGAUUGGUAGAAACUAUGGUUGUAUGCUUUCUGCAUAUUUGAUGUUAGGGUGUUUGAAGGAGGUGGGACAAGUUAUUCAUCAAUGGAAGACAUCUGCUACACCAGAAUUUGAUGUGUCUGUAUGUGAGAGGGUUUUUAAAGGGUUUAAGGAAGUUGGGUUGAUUGAAAAGGUAGAAACUUUUCAUAAAUUGCUAUCUGAAUGAAUUUGAGCUAAUUUUAGGUGAAUGCUUUAUGAACUCCUUAAAUCCUUUAUUUAAGUUAGGGAUUUUGUUUCCUUUUGAGUUAAUGGGUUAAACAUUUAAAUGUUUAAUAUAAAUUAUUUCUUUUACUUAAUUUGGUCAUAAUGACUUAAUGAGUUAAGCCAAAAAUCUAGCUUAAUGUGUUAAGACAUUACCCAUUUACCUAUUUAUCAAAUUCUUUU
Molecule: messenger RNA, 1092 nt
Organism: Lactuca sativa (garden lettuce)
Lineage: Eukaryota; Viridiplantae; Streptophyta; Magnoliopsida; Asterales; Asteraceae
Source: RefSeq, a predicted model, not a curated record